Scylla paramamosain (green mud crab) is the source of this 6570-nucleotide messenger RNA. Its product is annotated as RING finger protein 17-like. The record is from RefSeq and is a predicted model, not a curated record. The transcript is spliced from 36 exons. Bases 65 to 5395 code for a protein of 1776 amino acids. Gene Ontology annotation, molecular function: zinc ion binding. Lineage: Eukaryota; Metazoa; Arthropoda; Malacostraca; Decapoda; Portunidae.
AAUAGGAGGUUAAUGUAUCAGGGACAGAAAGCAGAAGACGGAGGGCGGGAAGAAAGAAGCCAAGAUGGCGGAAGCGGAUAGCACACAUGCGGCUGUAAUCGCCAUGGCGCCCCAGGACAGCAAGUGCCCGAGGUGCAAAGUGAACUAUAAACUAACAGACCGGAAGCACCACGCCCACCACAGGCGUGAGCCAUUGCUGUUAUCGUGUGGCCAUGCAGUGUGUCAGGCGUGCAUGGGGUCUACCUCCCACACCUGUAUAGUGUGUCAGACGGUCACCAUAGUUGGGAAAAAGUUCCACAGCAGGAGACAUCUUCACAUCCUUGGUGGCCUCUACCAGAGCAGGAAUCCAGAGAAUUUAUGGAUGAACACUCACUUCUCCAAGCCUUACCAACAACCAAAGCAUGGCAGCAAAGGUCAGUGUCAGGAAUGUUGCCAGAACAAGGCCACUGUCCUGUGUACCACUUGCAUCUCACAGCUGUGUGAUGGCUGCUUCAAAAAGGUACACGUUCCUAGGAUCAUGAAGAAUCACAAGUCUAAGCCUCUGACUCAGGAUGGCCUGUGGCACGUCAUGAAGUGCCCUAGCCACCCACAGGAUCUUUGUUCCCUGCUGUGUCAGACCUGCUCUUCUGCUGACACUGAAAAGUACAUCUGCACCCGGUGUCACAUCAUCGGGUCACACCAGCAGCAUGAGGUGAUUGAGCUGGAGUACCUGAAUUCGCUAAAGGUGCCCCAGGUGGAGGCUGCUCUGAGCCAGGUGGAGGAUUUGGUGGAGGCGCUGCAGUUCCAGAAGAAUAGGUGCCGUGUGCUGAUAGAUGACCUGAACAAGGCGCAUCAAGUGGCAGCACAUGAAACACAGGGCAUAGCCAAUCAUCUGCAUGGCUUGCUGCAGCUCAGGGAAGAAGAGGCCACUACCAGGCUGCACACCAUUGCCCAAGCCCUCAACAGUGACCUGGCCAGGAAGGAGGCUGAACUGGAGAAGGAGAUUGGCGAGCACAUGGAGGUGGUGAAGGAGGCAAGGGCUGCCCUGAGGAGUGGAAAGGAGAUGUGCCACACAGGGAAGCUGCUGAAAGACUUACGUCAGCUGCUUGGAAGUGCUGAAGCUGGCAAGGAGAGUACCAACAGCAGUCAGGAAGAGACUCAGCACCAGCAGGAGAAGGAGGAGGAGGUGAAAGAGGAUGGUGAUGAUGAUGAUGAUGAGGAGGAGGAGGAGGAGGAGGAGGAGGAGGAGGAGGAGGAGGAAGAGCAGCAUAGUAGAUCAAACAGUCUUGAUGAAAUUGCUGAAAAAAUUGCUUCCACUUUUGACAUGACCUGUGUAAUGAAGAACAUAUUUGAGCAGUUCUCAUUGCCACCUGUCUCCCAGCUUGUGCACAUGAACAAAGAUUGUUCCCAGUUCUUGAGUCGCACACCAGAGGAGGCCAUAAGUGACGGCCGUCUGACCCCAGCCCACCUGCAGAUCCAUGCAAGCCCUCCAGACACCUUACCAAAUCUACAGGGAGCAAGUACUCUCCCUCAGGACACUCUGGGAAGCUCCAGUCUCCCUCAUAUUCAUGAGACUGAGCUUUCAUUGAUGUCAAAACUUCAAAGUCCUUCCACUUUACCCUUGGAACCUCAAAGGGGUCUUGCUCACUCUCCAGGUCAGGAGUGCUAUGAUGUGGUGCUUCAGCCUGAGAGGGAUGUCACCAUGAAGUCUCAAAAUGACACUGUUCCGCUUGCAGGAGGUACAAAGAAAAACUAUAAUUUUAAUACCAACAAAAUCAGCAUGCAUCUUAUGACUGACACUGUACUGGGUACACAAACCCCAGUGAUUGGCUUCAAAACAGUGAGCAAACCCACCUUCUCUCCCACAGUUGUGAGAACAGAUACUGGCCAUGAUUCAGAUAGUUCCCUAAAUAGCAACUCAGUGAAUACAUCUGACAGGGUUUAUGGAAGACUUGAGAGUUAUAUGGAAAGAUUCGUUACCCUGUGUAACUCUCUUACGCUUCAGACCAGUUCAUCUCCUCCUUCAGACACCAGUAAUGAUGAUACCCUACAACUCAAUAUCACUGACAGCUCUAGCACAAGUGACUUUGCUACUGCCUGCGCCACAGACGACAUACCACAGGAAAGAGCCACACCUGAUCUCAUUCUUGGUCGUCGUGACUGGCAAAUAAGAGGAGCAAUGCCCCAAGUUGAUACAGGAUUAAUGAAUCAGAUGGACUUGAACUUUUACAAAUCAACUCCACUACCUUCGCUACAAUCCAGGGUUGGUGCAGCACCCAGUGGAGUGUUGGACUUUAGUGUCUUGAGUCCAGUGGCAUCUUCACAGCAUUCUGCCUCCAAGAGUAACAGGACCUCCAGCCUCCUGUCCAGUGCCUCAAGCAGGAGCUCAUUUGUAUCAGUGAAGACUCCAUCAUAUUUUGUUGAAGAGGAGGUGGAGGUGACACACAUAAUCAGCCCCUCCUUCUUCUAUGUACACAUGAAAGACAACUUCCAGAAGAGGAAGACACUCUCUAAAAAGCUUCACCAGCUAGCUGUGAAGAACAAACCAAUAACAACACCACCAAUUGAGGGUAGCCUAUAUAUUGGACAGUUUAAUGAAGACAAGAAGUGGUACAGAGUGCAGGUGAAGACUGUGAUGUUGGAGGAGCAGUCAGCUCUGGUCACGUAUGUGGACUAUGGCAACAAGGAGGUGCUACCCUUUGCUAGAAUGCAUCCUUGCCCAGCCAAACACUGCUUAGAGAAACAACCAUCCCUGGCCUUAGCCUGUGGCCUUUGGGAGGUGGAGCCAGCCAAGGGCAAGGACUGGGACACAGAAGCUGUUCACCUCUUUGCUAAACUUGUUAAGGGUGUGGCCCUCCAGUUCCUCCUUAUCAGUUAUGAAACUGUCAACAACAUUACCAAAUGCCAGGUUGAUCUGAGGCGGCCAUGGAAAACUGUUGGCAUUGCCAAUGAUCUGCCAGUAUCUAUUCGGGAGAUCCUAGUCUUCUUAGAGCAUGGAGUCUACACCAACAACUCGCCUCAAGAUGUGUACAAGAAAAAGAGAGAAGAGUCCUUUAAGAGGAGAUACUUCCUGCCAGAGAUUCCCUUUUGUGAGAUGGACACAGAGGUUGUAGUCUCCAGUGUCACCUCCCCUCACAAGUUCAAUCUGCAGCUUGCAUCGUUCUCAGAGCACCUCAGUUCUCUGCUCACAGACUUGGAUAAAAGCUACAGUCACCCAGAGAUGAUGAAUAAUGUUGAGUGGAAAAUAUAUUCUCCCAAGAUUGGAAUGCCCUGUGUGGCAAAGUACAGCGGGGAUGGGAAGUGGCAGCGAGCGAGGGUGGAGGACCUGCCUGGUCAUCAGAUGGUGGAUGUGAAGUUUGUAGACUUUGGGAACAUUGAGAGACUUUGGUACAGUCAGAUUUAUAAGAUCAUGGAUGAUUUUCUAAUUCUGCCAAUCCAGGCUAUUCCAUGCAAGUUGGUGGGCAUUAACCCCAUUGGAGGAAAGUGGACUGAAAGAGACACUCAACAGAUGGCUGAGUUGUGUGGCAUUCCUAAGCUGAAGGCUGUGUUUCUGACUUGUGAUGGGGAGACUUGCAGUGUGCAUCUAGCAGUGCCCACUGAUGCAGAGGACCUGGAUGUGGUGCAGCUGCUGGUGGAAGAUGGAGUAGGAGUCCCUAUGGCAUUCUGUGAUGCACGUAGCCAUGAGUUGAGGAGGUGGAGGAUGGCCCUUGAGGAUGCUGAUAAAGGGAAGACAUCACCCCUCCCACAUCCCACCCUUACUGAUCAUGCAGGAGAGACAAGAUUGAAAGUGGCCCAUGUGAAGGUGUUGGAACCUUUUGUGUACCUGCAUGUUCUCCUGAGCCACAAGGUUCCUGACUUCAACCAGUUCCAAGAGCAGCUGGAGGAGGCAAUGGAGAGUGAGGCAUCUGGUAGCACAUUUGCAGCAAGUGUGGGUGACAAGUGUGUGGUGGUGAAGCACAACAGACAACAUGCCCGGGCAAGAGUUCUGAGUGUGACACAAGGACAAGUUGAGGUGCUUCUUCUGGACUGUGGUGGGAUAGAAGAGGCGAGUGUGACUAAUCUGUGCAGACUACCUGAGGGGAAGUUUAGCACCACAGACCCGUUUUACCAAGUAGUGAAUCUGGCUGGGGUGCUGCCCCCUGGUGGUCUCAAGGUCUGGCCUGGAGUCACCCUGGACUACUUCAGGAAUCAUUUCUCCUCCUCCAAGAAAUUCUUCAUUGUCCCAGAGGGUGAACCAACAUGGGAUGAAAAGCUACAGAUGAAAGUUCAGCUGGUGGACCUUGGCUGGAUGCAUGAAGAGAAGGGAGGACCAUUGGAACCCAACAAGAUCUCGUGGGUCUCAACAAAUAAGCAGCUAAUCAGCUGUGGUCUGGGCCUUCCUUUGAGGCUGAGUUCGCCUCUCAAGAAAGUGACCGUGGAAGAUGAUGAGGAAGUCCAUGUAAACCCUGUGUGUAGCAGUGAUUGCAGGAAAGAAGAGGAGGACUCUCUGCCAACGGAAAAGUCUGAGGAUUCAGAAAGUGAGACCAGCUUGUCGUCAGGCAUCACGGUCCCCACUACCAUUGCCUCUCCAGUCCCCAAGGGGUGGAUGCUGCCACCACCCCCUGCUGAUCUCACCUUCACUGCCAUGCCCUGCUAUGUGGAUUAUGAGGGCCAUGUCUUCCUACAACCUAAGAGUAAUGCAGCUACAGUAACUCUAGUCCAGGAGAGCCAGACUCUGCUGUUCAAUGACACCAUCCCAGGUGACCAGGAUCUGUGCUGGCAGCCUGGGGAUCCUGUGGUGGCCAGGUACCACCUUGACAAGAAGUGGUACCGUGCCACUGUGAACAAACUUGAGAAAAAUGGGAAAGUGAAGGUCACAUUUGUUGACUAUGGGAACUCAGAGUUGGUCAAGGUUCACGAGAUUCGCACUCACCUCCUGCACACCAACAUCCCCAUCCUGUGCUACAAGGCAGUGCUCAACAGUGUAGUGCCUGCUAGUGAAGAUGGUCAGUGGAAUACAAAGUUAUUGGACUUUAUUCAUCAUACCCUUGUUGACAAGGAAUGUCUGGUGACACUGGUGGAGCCACCUAAGUCAGGACAGGUGCUCCAGGUUAACUUGAAGCUGCUUGGUCUGGAUCUGGAUGUGACAUCAUUCCUGGUGGAUGAAUUAGGAGCCUGCAAGAGACUUAAUCCACCUAAAGAAGAGGAGCAAAGUUCCCAUGAUGUGAUCAUUGAGAGUGAGGAUUCAGAGGCAAGCUCCAAGUUGAGCCAACUCUUACCAACACCUCAGCUGUAUCUACCUGUGGGGGAGAUGUUCUGUGUGCAGGUGACGGCUGUUCAAGAUCCUGCACACGUGUUCCUCAUGCCACUCACCAGUCAGGAGCUGACCACCACCAUGCAUCACAAGGAAGUGGUCAGCCCAGUGCAACAACCUUAAGAAAUUUUUAAAGCACAUCAAUGAAGAUCCCAGGAAUCUGAGAGUGGUGUCUGAUCCCAAAGUUGGUGAGGUGUACCUGGCACAGUUCAUGGAGGAGAUGUGGGUGCGGGCUCUGGUGGAGGAGGUGAAUGCUGCUACUGCUUCUUUGCUCUACAUUGAUUUUGGCCACAGGGAGAAGGUUUCCAAGAAGAAUAUCUGUGAGUGUUCUGUGGAGGGGAAGAAGAUAGCCCGCUGUGCCAGGUUGGUGCGGCUGUGUGAUGUGGAGCCACCAGGGGGACCCCAGGCUGAGUGGGAGGCUGUGGCCAUGGAGGCAAUGAUUGAAUGCCUCAUGAAUCCAAAGGAGCAGUGUUUUUUGGCUGUUGUCCAGGAUGUGGUAGGAGGUCUAGCAGAAGUGGAGCUCUACAAGAUGAACACACACCCCCUCAUCCUGGCCUAUGCUAAGCCAGUUCAGAAAGGGAUAAUUACUCUUAAGGCAGAAAAACAGCCCUGAGGCUCAGUAAAUCUCAUGAAUUCGUAGUUGAUGCAACCAUUCUCCUUUUCAGUUUUUAAAUUUUGUCCUCAUUUACUCUUUUAUCAUCAUACUUUUCUUUAUUUGGUGUCAAAUCAUUUAUAAGUUUAAUAAAAUUCCGAGUUUGUUUUCUUGAAAAUAUAUGUAUUUGAAGGUUACUGAAAAUAAAUAUGUUCAGUAAUGGUGCUUGAAAAGGGCAAAUUUAUUUUGGGUGAGCACUGAGAUUACCCUUACUUUGUAACUUGCUAGCAUAUCUUUUUUAAAGAAUAUGAUUUAUAACUGGUGUGUUGUAUGCAUAAGUGAUUGUCAUGUCAACAUUUUGAAAGUGGUCCUUUUAGUGAAAUUAUUAAGUCUUGCAGGAAGUGUUUGAAUUGCUGAAUUAGCAACAUUAUUUCACUCAAGCAUAUUAUGGAUGCCGUGCACUAAUCAUGCAUGAGCUGCAGGUGCAAGCAAGGCACAGAGAUGUCUCGGGUAAAAGAAUCAUGGCCAAUUAUUAUAUUUAUUUUAUUUUUGUUUGUUAUGUAUAUUUAUAUUGAUUUGCUUAUUUAUUUAUAUUUUUAUUUCCAUUUCAUGCUUACUCAACUAAUACUUUGAAAUCACUAGAACAUCAGAGUUCGCACUAUAAAAACUGAUUUUGAAAGGAAUAUAAAUAAAAUAAUUCAAAAUC